Molecule: messenger RNA, 1923 nt
Organism: Drepanopeziza brunnea f. sp. 'multigermtubi' MB_m1
Lineage: Eukaryota; Fungi; Ascomycota; Leotiomycetes; Helotiales; Drepanopezizaceae
Source: RefSeq, a predicted model, not a curated record
AUGUCUGCCGCAACCAAGAAACCGCCCUCAGGUCCAGCUUCCGGCCGCCGACCCUCCACCGAUCCGGCCGUCACGAGCACCGCAUCUGCACCAUCAAGGGCUCCCACCCGCUCGCCAGUCCCGGCAUCCGCAACUGCGAAUGGAGUUGCGCGCAGUCGGUCAGUUCGCACCGGUCCCCCCAUGUCGGCUCGAGCAGCGAUGCAGCGCCCUGGUGCCGGCGCGUCGAACCUGAGCUCGAGCAAUUUGGCUUCCGAUGUCGACGAUGACGCCCGGGCAGAGACGGCCGCUGUACUGGACGACUUGAAGGAGCAGCUGCGUAAGACGGAAUCAGCGUCUGAACAAUUUCAGAAGCAGACCCAGGUGCUGCAGUCGAGGUUGGACGAGGCGUUGCAGGAGCAGGGCAAGUUGGAGGAUAAAUUGCAUGAGAACGAGGAACGGCUGGAGCUAUUGGAAAAUGAGAAGAGAGACGCUCUGAGGCAGAAACGCGAGAUGGAGUCGAUAUACGAGGCGGAGAGGAGUGCGAUGACCAAGGAGAGGGAAGAGUCGGCGAACCGGGAGGAGGAGAUGCAGACGAUUAUCCAGCGGCUGAAAGAUUCACUGAAUGCGAGGUCGAGUGUGGAUGAGGAGGGCAGAAUCUCCAGACGCUCAAACAACUCUUCACCUAUUGAUAGCCAGUUCGCUCCUACCUCCGGUCUGAAUCGCAGCGAUUCGCGGAACAACUCUAAGCUACUGCUACAAAAAGACCGCUUAAUAGAAUCCCUCCGACUAGAAUUGGCAGAGGCACAGAUCAAGAUGAUGGAAUCCGAGAACAUGGGCGGUGGACGCAUGCAAGAGGUCGAGCGACUACUGCUCGAAGCACGCAUGACCAAUGCUCGGUUGAUGGAGGACAACGAGAGCUACCAACUUCUCCUCUCCGAGAAGACAUUGACUGGGGACUUCGCCAAGAGCGAGUUCAUGGGAUCCGCAUCCCACAACGUAGAUGCGCUCAGCGCCUUAGAAGGCAGAGCUGCACCCGCAAGCCUUGCAGACGAGCUCUCUUCUGCCGGUGAAGACGAAAGCGACAGCUACAGACGCCUGGAAUCCGAAUUGAAGUCCGCAAAGGACUCCAACAAAGCCCUGACCCUCUACAUUAACAAGAUCAUCGAGCGCCUGCUCCAACACCAAGACUUCGAAGCCAUUCUUGACCAAUCCUCCGACUUCAAGCCAGGAGCAGCAGGGAGCUCAAACAAUGGAAAAGACCUUCCUCCUCCGCCCCCACCGAAGGAACAGGCAAGUGGUGAAUCCAUCCUGCAACGCGCAAAGUCCGUCGCCAUGGGGGGAUCCCGCCGCCCAAGGCCGCAAUCUGUAAUGCAACCUCCAUCAUCUGCGCUCACGGAUCCGGACACGGCGCCCAGCAUUCCCUUUGGCCGCUCUGCUAGCUACCGUAGUGGCCGCCCGAAGAGCGAGCAGUUUACCGCCGGUGCCGCCAACGUUGUCAACCAGAUGUACCGAGGGGGGGCUGCUUCACCUCCCCUCCACGGGCCACAGACCCCUCGCCACUCGCAAUCCUUCUUCGCGCCCCCAGCCGCAGGGGCCAACCCUAACGCCGUCCACCGAAUGCCAAACACAGGCCAGGUGCCGACAACAGGUAACUUCCCAGGUACGAGCAUGAAGAGCGAGCGCAGCAGCAGCAUCGGUGGCAGCACGAGCGAGAGCGGGGAGGUGAGCACGCCGCCCGGUAACAGCCCGCCACGUGCGGAGAAGGCGACUACCUUCGCGGGCAAUAAGCCGCGGCCGCUGCGCCUGGUGCAGGACCACCCGGAGAACCGCAAGGUCAGCGGCGAGGACGACAAGGCGUCGAAGCGGGCGAGCUGGAUGGGCUGGGCCAGCUCGGCGUUCAGCAAGAAAGAGGAAAGUCACGUGGACCAGAGUAUCCAGGAAUAA